Molecule: messenger RNA, 3749 nt
Organism: Coregonus sp. 'balchen'
Lineage: Eukaryota; Metazoa; Chordata; Actinopteri; Salmoniformes; Salmonidae
Source: the annotation of a GenBank genome assembly
AUGUGGUUGGCAUACAUGAGGUAUACGGCUAGGACACUGGUCAGGCAGAAUUGUGUUACCUGUGGGCAUGCAAGACCUGGGUUGGCAACCCACCCAUUUGCCUUAGGAGAAGGGGAAGGAUGGCAGUGCAUAUUGGAAGAGUUUUACCAUUCACUGCCAAACACCACCCUGUGCAAAGCCCUAAGUUUGAUUUUCCCUGAGGUUCCCCCACAAAAGGCACCUGCAGGAGUUCAGGCUUAUGGAGGUAAUUACAGUUGCAUUACUGGAACAGAUAAGGGUGUUAACUAUGGUAGGCUACCACCAGGGGACUGUGCUGUGAAUGUAACUAUGAACAGCACUUGGCCAGUAGAGGGUAAAACCCAGACAAAGGGGGUGGCUGAUGUGUGGUGGAUCUGUGGACCAAAUAGAAAACUAACCCCGAUUCUAAAGGGGGACUGGCAGGGCACGUGUGCAUUUGCCAGUUUGAUUGUACCUCUGACCAUUAUUGAUGUUUCCUCCUACCAACUUUUGGGGAUCGCCCAGCUAGCCCCAGACAGAGAGAGAAUGAGGCGGGGGAGACGUAGUGCCCCAUGGUCAGCAGGAGAGGAGAUCCACUCUAACCUGUUGGGGGUGCCUGUGGGAGUACCAUUACAGUUCCAGGCACUCAACAGGAAUGAUGGGUUGUGGCAUUUGUUGCCAAUCAUAGGUCCUGCCAUAGAUGCUGCUAAACAGCGAUCUUGGAUAAAUUACAUCUAUUAUAACCAACAGCGAUUUGUUAACUACACACGCACUGCCCUGACUGGAAUGUCCGAACAACUAGAGGCCACCUCUAGGGUGGCUAGGCAAAAUAGACUAGCACUUGAUAUGAUGCUUGCUAACCAGGGGGGUGUGUGUAAGAUGUUUGGGGAACAAUGCUGUACGUUUAUUCCUAACAAUACUAGCCCUGAUGGGAGCAUCACAAAGGCCCUUGUUGGCCUGGAUAAGUUGUCAGCAGAAAUGAGGAGCAUAGCUGGAGUGGGGAGUGGUGGGCUGUUAUCCUGGUUGAGUGACUGGUUCGGUAAGUAUUCUUCUAUGGUGGUUACUGGAUUUCUGACCCUAGUGAUUGUGUUUUUGCUGUUAAUGUGUUGUGCUGCUUGCAUCAUCCCCUGUCUCAGGAAGUCAGUGGUAGGAGUGGUGCAGGCGUCAGGUAUGAUGCCGUUGUUACCGGCCCAGGAUGAUGCGGAUGACUCUGCUACUGACUCUGAGACCAAGCUGGAUGAUCCAUGGUUUGCCAAAAAAAAAAAAAAAAAAAAAAAAAACGCUUUUAUUUUCUGUUCUUGCUCAUUUUUUACCUUAUGUUUUUACUAACCACUGUGAUUGUUUAUUCCUCCUGAUGUGAAGGUAAAGGAUUCCUGGGUGGCUGGUAGCCAACUCAGUACAUGUUAGGUGUAGGGGAGACAUAGAGGGUUAAAAUUAUUAUUUUUCUUUUAUUAACAUUUUUUGAUGUGAUUUAAUUUCCAUAUCCUGUUAUACUCAGGGUUGUUUAUAUUCUGUUCAAACUGUUAUUUGGAGUGACACCAUAAAUGGUGUCAACAGAGGGAAUCCUAAAUUUUCCCUUUCACAUUUUUUGAAUCACACCCUAGAGGGUGUCAAAAGGGAGUCAAAAUGUACUUCCCCGUUUGUGUUUUAUGUUUUAAUAUUCUUGUGUUUUGUGUUCUAUUAAUCCUGUGUUUUAUGACUUAUUAUUCAAGUUAACCAUUUUGUUUGUAUUGUAUUUUAAUGAAUGACACCCUGUGUUUUUCUUAUUUUGGGUUCACACCCAGUGGGUGUGAAAAGGGGGAUUGUGGGGAUUUAUUAUUCUCAUAAAUGGAUGGGAUGACUAGCUUGGAAGGAAUGCAUUAAUGAUUAAGGCAUGGAGGGUCUGUACUGUGCUGAUGUGGGUUGUUUCACCUGGCAUGCUGUGAUUGAUGUGAGGAGCUGUUUUAGGGAGUAGGGGAAGAUAAUAAUUUAUGUCUCCAAAUACUAGACUACACUGCUUCUUUGUGAUCUGUGAACCGUCCUUGGACGUAGGAAUGGUGUCUAGGGGAGCUGGCUCUUCUUACCAUGACAGGUUGUUAUGAUAAGAACUUAUGCCUGGCAACAGUGUGCAACGGUGGAGCGCCAAGAGGCUGGGACCAGCCGGUGCGCCAACGGAUUGGCUGAGUAAGUCUAAACCACGCUCAGUCUCUACUCUGAUAGGCCCAGCAGGGAGCGGGAACUAUGUCUGUCAGAGUAUUUUAAGGAGAACUCAUAACAAUGGAUUAGUUCUCUGAAUGCCCUGUGAGGUAUUUCAGUGGACCCGUAUAUACGAACAUCAUAUUUACCAUUGAAGGUUUUGCAUUAAUUAAAAUACUAGUAUAUCUUAGAAGUCGUGUUGACCUCUUUUGUCCCAAAUACCAGAUUUGAAUUGACGCAACAUGACACUAUCUAGGCCAAAUUGUAUCUCCACUAAUGUUUGAGAGGAGGAUGCUGUCUGCAAUGGAAAAAAGGUUGACACUGUGCAACAGUCCACUACCCUUAUGCAAAUACAUCCCAAAAUACUCCAAAAUCCACCAUAACCCAAGUCUUGUCUUAAAGUUCAGGCAUAGUCUAGACAGCUCAGUGAUGCUCGGUUAGACCCAGAGUGCAUAAGAAAUGUUAUCUAAUUCAGAGUCAUAUUUUCUAGAUUAUUAAAAAUGUUAUUAUAAUACUUGUGAUGAAAUUUAAAUCCUCCCUAAGCCAUUGCAGGAUUGGAGUCCUGUGGUCGUUCGCAUUGCAGAGAGGAGAGUUAGUAUAUAGACUGUAGAUUCAUAUUGCUUUGUUUGAACUAGUAAGGGUGCUCUAGCCUAGUACCAUGUUCAGACCCAUUUUGCCAUAAGGUGAAAAUAUUUUAACAAUUCGAGAGCUUGGGACUAUAAGGUUAUAUCUGCAAAAAGUUGAUUCAGAGAUAAUUGGCUUUAAAGUUCCGAUCCCUCAUUGGUUUGAAUGGUGUCAGCAAUUUUUAUAUUGUAUUAUUUUGAACUUAACAACAUGAAUUGGGAUAUUUAGAGUACUCUAUAGGUAGAGAACAUUGAACAGAACAAGGCUAUGUCAAUAACUCGAUUUUGACAAAAAUGAAGAUAGAACUUUAUAGUCCCAAGCUCUCGAAUUACCAAAAUACACACCGCAUUCAUGGAUAUCUAAACUAGUAACUUCCCUGAUACAUGUGUAAAUAUUGUACUAUAAAGAGUGCCUUCCUGUAUAAUACUUAUGCUAAAAUGUUUAUUUUCUUCUACUGAGCCAUUUACGCUAUGUUCAUAUUCUUAUAUUUUAUUAUUUCUUAUUGUUGUUGCAUUGUCGAGAAGGAACCUGCAAGUAAGCAUUUUGUUGGAUGUGUAUACCAUGUGUAUCCUGUACAUAUGACUAAUAAUUCAACUUUUGUAGGUUUUGUCAAGUCAAGGACAAGCAAGCAGACCACAAACAAUUAGAAACUCUAAACCGGACGCACAAACAUCCCACCUCUACACAGGUAUUUCAGGGCCUUGAUAAAGAAAGAGCUUCUCGCAAGGCACUGACAAAAACCACUCUCCUCUCUAUUCAAGGUCUAUUUUAAAAGCCUCCUACUCCUUAGCAGCAACAGCAGAAGAGAUGUUGGACACAUCAGCGUGGUAGUAAGCCGAGGGCGAAGUCAAACAUCACACACUACACAACGGGCCGGAGACAGCUCCAUUUGCCACAGUUUCGCCUGCUGGUACCUCAGCUUCGACAGGGGUGCUGACUCACAGCUGAUAUGA